AGACUAACGUUAAAUGAAAUGUCGAUAUUGCCCUGAGUGGUAAGGUCUUCUUCAACUGGUGGUGUCUGUAGCUGCUGCAACGAACGAGAACGCAUCGCAUCGCAUCAUUUUGAUUGUUCUUCUUCUGCUUCUUAGAUGGCUAAUCGGCACACGAUUAUUCUAAUGCAGACCUCUCAGAACAGAGCAACUAGAACAUUCAUGGAUUAUGAAUCAAUAACUCAGGCCAUGGAUGGCAUAUGUGCACUGUAUGAAAGGAAACUGAAAGAGUUGAAUCCGGCUAUCAGAAAUCUCUCUUAUGACAUUUCGGAUCUCUACAACUUCAUAGACGGUCUUGCAGACAUGAGUGCUCUAGUUUAUGAUAGUUCAAUUCAUGCUUACUUGCCUCAUGAUCGACAGUGGAUUAAGCAACGAACCUUUCAACAUUUGAAGAAAUUGGCACAUUGAUUGAUCCUCUGAUUUUUAGCUAUUUAAUGUAAAGUAAAUCGCGAAGGGAAGAACCUGCCUGUUAUGUGGGCUAUACUCCGAUGGCUAUGUUGGUUGAUAUGAAAAUUCACAUGCUUUUGGGACAUCUUUAUAAUAUAAAUAGUUAGUGCCACUGAAAUUUCAAAAACAAAUGAUUGUUGUGGCGUGUUUUACUUUAUCCUAUGUGUAAAAGCCUUGGCCUUUUCUGAAAACCUGCAUCGUGUACUAUUGUAUUACUUAUCCUUAGAUCUAUGAUUCACAAUGUCAUAUGAAUGCUAGUUUUGAGAGUUUAUAUUUGACAUGACUAAUUU
This is a messenger RNA of Gastrolobium bilobum, 773 nucleotides long. Its product is annotated as enhancer of rudimentary homolog. Bases 136 to 444 code for a protein of 102 amino acids. Lineage: Eukaryota; Viridiplantae; Streptophyta; Magnoliopsida; Fabales; Fabaceae. The transcript has 4 exons. The record is from RefSeq and is a predicted model, not a curated record.